Molecule: messenger RNA, 2370 nt
Organism: Aspergillus candidus
Lineage: Eukaryota; Fungi; Ascomycota; Eurotiomycetes; Eurotiales; Aspergillaceae
Product: cytochrome P450
Exons: 2
Coding region: 673-2259 (528 amino acids)
Biological process (GO): ergosterol biosynthetic process
Molecular function (GO): heme binding; monooxygenase activity; iron ion binding
Source: RefSeq, a predicted model, not a curated record
UAGAUUAUUCUGGUAUUUCUCUUUGAUCUUUAUAUUUGUUGUUGUAUAUUUUGCUGGAAAAAAAACUCGACGGAACUACACUGGAUUACAGCAAGUCAAGCAAUUCCACCAAAUCCAUGGCGAUAAAGAAAACAUCCCGCCACAAAUGAUAGCUGCGAUCAAAUAACGCAUUCACUCAUAAAAGAAAGACAAAUGCCUCCGAGUGGAAUGGGUGAGACGUUGUUUCGGAAUUGACAACCAUCCAGAUGUGCAGUGGUCCGACUCGGAUCCCCAGCAGUCCGACUCGGAUCACCAGCGGUCCGUCCCAGCAGCGCCUCCAAUGCGCCCCCACCAAGAUAGAAUAGACCCACGGUGGUGUCAGCAAAAUUGGCUUGAUUCCGAUUCCCUGAAGUGAACCAUAUAAUGGAUCUACACGCUGAACUCGGAAUGGUCGGCAAGGGCUUGAACCUGUGUACCAGAAUCGCGAGCUAGUCAUGAGGUACGGUGCACUACUGUACAGGAGUUAGGGUUAGGUACCAGGAGAAGGGGAUGGAUGGAAUGGGAGAGCCGGGGUGGACUCUCUCCUAUUCAGUUCCCCAUAUAUAAUCUAGAAUCUUUGCGGGAUUUUUCAUUCCCCUGUCUGCUUUUCCAUUUUCCAUAUCGUUCGCAUGGCAUAGUUGGUGCUUAUCGAUCAUGCCAUCUCUCCUCGUCCCGAUGUACGCCGCGAUUGGUGCGCUGGUGCUUGUUGUCUUGAAUGUCGCGCGUCAGCUGCUGUUUCGCAAUCCCAAGGAGCCCCCCGUGGUCUUUCACUGGGUCCCUUUCUUGGGAAGUACGAUUGCGUAUGGGAUCGAUCCGUAUGCGUUCUUCUCCUCGUGCAGGGAGAAGUACGGAGACAUCUUCACCUUCAUCCUCCUAGGCCAGAAAACCACCGUCUGCCUCGGCAUCCAAGGCAACGAGUUCAUCCUCAACGGCAAGCUCAAAGAUGUCAACGCAGAGGAAGUCUACCGACCCCUCACAGCGCCCGUUUUCGGCUCCGACGUGGUCUACGACUGUCCGAACUCCAAAUUCAUGGAGCAAAAGAGGUUCAUCAAGUACGGGCUCACGCAAGCAGCACUCGAAUCACACGUUCCGCUCAUUGAAAAAGAAGUCCUCGACUACCUCAACACCUCUCCCAAAUUCCACGGCUCCUCCGGCACCGUCGACGUCUGCGCCGCCAUGGCCGAGAUAACCAUCUUCACAGCCGCGCGCGCCCUGCAAGGCGAAGAAGUCCGCAGCAAGCUCACCGCCGAAUUCGCCGACCUCUACCACGACCUGGACAACGGCUUCAAGCCCAUCAACUUCAUGCUACCCUGGGCGCCCCUCCCAGGAAACCGGAGGCGCGACGCCGCGCACGCGCGCAUGCGCGAGAUCUACAUGGACAUCAUCCGGGAGCGGCGGCGCGCGCAGCAAACAGGAACCCAACCACCCGAGAGCGAACAGACAGACAUGAUCUGGAACCUCAUGCGGUGCACGUACAAGAACGGUGGGCCGCGGCCCGUGCCGGACAAGGAGAUCGCGCACAUGAUGAUCACGCUGCUGAUGGCCGGGCAGCACUCGUCUGCGUCGAUCGGCGCAUGGAUCAUGCUGCGUCUGGCGUCGGAGCCGCACGUCCUCGAGGAGCUGUACCAGGAGCAGGUGGACAACCUGGCUCGUGCUGGCGCAGGCGGAGACGACGACGGGCUGCCGCCGCUGCAGUUCAAGGACCUGGAGAAACUCCCGCUUCACAAUAACGUCAUCAGGGAGACGCUGCGGCUGAAUCUCUCGAUUCACUCGCUCAUGCGCAAGGUCAUGAACCCGCUUCCUGUCCCCGGGACGCCGUACGUUGUCCCGACCAGCCAUGUCUUGCUCGCGUCCCCUGGCGCGACGGGCCUCAGCGAUGAGUUCUUCCCUGAUGCCAAACGGUGGGACCCGCGUCGCUGGGACAGCCGGAUGGAGAAGGAAGACGAGGGCGGCGAGGACGAGAUGGUCGACUACGGCUACGGGCGGGUGAACAAGGGCACCAGCAGCCCUUAUCUGCCGUUUGGGGCGGGGCGCCACCGCUGCAUCGGGGAGAAGUUUGCCUACGUCAACCUGGGUGUUAUCGUCGCGACCAUGGUGCGGAAUAUGAAGCUCGUUUCUGCGGAUGGCAGCAGGGGGGUGGUCCCUGCGACGGACUAUUCGUCUCUGUUCUCGGGGCCGAUCAAGCCGGCUGUUGUUGCCUGGGAGAGGCGGUUCCCGGGGGCGGAAAAUAAGAAGUUGUAAUUCUGCGCAGCCAGGCUUGUUGGUAGAUAUGGAUUUAGAGGUGAUAUUGGCAUGAAAGUGAUGCCGCGCUCAUAUGUACUUAAUGUAAUACCACUUCAUUGGCCGAUCCAA